Pseudomyrmex gracilis is the source of this 3490-nucleotide messenger RNA. RefSeq names its product Kv channel-interacting protein 2-like. Bases 689 to 1342 code for a protein of 217 amino acids. NCBI's taxonomy places the organism in Eukaryota, Metazoa, Arthropoda, Insecta, Hymenoptera, Formicidae. The transcript has 6 exons. The record is from RefSeq and is a predicted model, not a curated record. Gene Ontology annotation, molecular function: calcium ion binding.
GUGCGAGAGGAAACACCUCCGUUGGGAAAUAAUUCUAGGAAAUGAGCGUAAAGUCGCGCUCUACAACGGCUAUACGACGAACUUCAAAGGGGUAAUUGUCGCUUUUGUAAACGUAUCUCUCUUUCGUCGCCCGGUGGUUUUCCGUGUGUGCAAUUACCGAAAAAUGGCAGAAACGGAUUACCUUGUACAGUCGUCCGUAUAUAAUCGUUUAAAAUCGUCUAAUACGAUGGAUAACGCUCGAGAGAGUGGCGUUUAAGUUCAAAAACUUUCGGCUCGAAGUGACAGAAAGUUCUUGUUGAGCAAUUACCAUGACAAGUUGUCGAAGAUCGCCGCACUUGCGCGUUGAAAGCGACGUGUGACACAUUUUCCCACGAGAACCCACCGUUCAGUGGUUCAGUACGGCAUGUUUCAUCGGUGCGUCCGCAUCCACUGUUUUCGCAGCAUUGCAACGCAAUAGCGAUAGCGACACCAGCAGUCGGCAGCAUCUCGUGCGCAGCAUCCGCAACUGCGUGGUGUGAUACGUUCUCUCUCCCCCGCUUCCGUGCGCACGUGCGAAGUGCGUCUCGUCGGAAAACGUGUCUCUAUCGGGGAUGCGUCGAUUAGUGGUAAUAUAAAUCGAAUCCCGAUAUUAUUAUUCGCCUUGCCGCCGACACGUUUGGUGCAGGAAGUGUUGCGCGCUUGCUGGCCGAUGAAGGCGCGCAAAAGCCGCGACAAAAAAGGAGAGCUUGAAGAACUCGGGGGCGUUUUAGGGAGUUCCGGCGCCGCGGUCGCCUUUAGCGCGCGGCACAAACCGGAGGAACUCGCCACUCUCGCGGCUACCACCAAAUUCUCCCGGAAGGAGAUCCAGCUGAUCUACCGGGGUUUUAAGCAAGAAUGUCCGUCUGGAUUGGUCGACGAAGAGGGCUUCAAACAGAUCUUCUCGCAAUUCUUUCCGCAGGGAGACGCAAGUCAAUACGCACACUAUGUGUUCAACACCAUGAAGAGGAAACCAUCCGGCAAGAUAAGCUUCGAGGAAUUCCUCACUAUACUGUCGAAAGUGUCAAGAGGAUCGGUGGAGGAGAAAUUGCAAUGGGUGUUCGGACUUUACGAUUUGAACGGUGAUGGUCUGAUAAGCAAGGAAGAGAUGGUGGACGUUGUGGGUUCUAUCUACGAGUUGCUGGGACGUUACACGCAACCGCAAAUCGUCGAGCCGCACGCAGCCGCUCGCGAACACGUCGAUCGUAUCUUCCAUUUGAUGGACACAAAUAAGGACGGCGUGGUGACCAUCGAGGAACUGGUGCAAUGGUGUUCUAAGGACGAGCAAUUGUUACGCGGUUUCGACAAUCUGGAUACCGUAUUAUGAGAUUUUAUCGUUUUAUUGAAGAUUCCAGUAUCGGAUUAUUAAUAACUUCGCUUUGAGCAAUGACUAUAUAAGGCAAAGUACGAUAAAACUUUUUCCAUCCAUUUAUCUUCCAUUUUACACAAGAAACAAAAAAAAAAUUCUUCUUUGAACUAUUACGUAUAUGAACAAUUGAUUAAGUCAAGAGGAAAAAAAUCAGAAAAAAAAAGAGAAAAAUAUACUGAUACUUCUUUGCGAGAUGUGAUUAUAAUUUACAGGAUUGCAUCAGUAAAGUGCAAUCGUUUAAGGUGUCAUUUGCAGAAAGAGUAAAUCGAAUGUGACCAGCCGAGAUGUCAUUGCUCGAGAUGUGUCUUUGUAAGAAAAAAAAAGACACUGGACGACCCUUCCGCACGUGUCUUUUGUAAAUAUGUACGUACCUCGUUUAUCUACCGAGUCUUUCAUGUAGGAGAGUAUGGGGCACAUUGAUCACGACUUCGUCGUAAAGGCGGCAAUGAAUAUAUUUAUUUGUACAAUGCGAAACUGUAGGAGGUUUCUAACGUAUGCCGUUAAAUAUGAAUGAAUUUAUUCAGUGCCAAGAUUUGAAUUAAGGUAGAGUUGCAUCAAUGACGUGCAUCGUUGCGCAUCAGUGUGCCCCAUUUCUUUUACGCCAUUUCUGGUACGUCGCUGACGAUUUUGAGAAUCUACCUGUAAUAAUUCUCCCCUUCCCCCAGUUAUGUUUGUUCAAAUUUAGACUCGCGAGACCAAUAGAUUUCCCCUACCCUCUUUUUCACUAGACAAAAUGGAAACAAAGAAGAAUAGAGUCGUGAAUAUAUGAUAGCCGCUGUGUGGCAGCGGACGCAGUUGUCGCGAAUGAGGCUAAGAAGUCCUUUCGAUGAACUUGGACAGAAUUUAAGUAUUGUUUUUCACAAAAAAAAAAAAAACAGAAGAAUUGAAAGCAACAUCGAUACAAAUCGACACAACUUGAUGGCAGUCUGAUCAGUAAAAGUAAAAAAAAAAAAAAAAGUAAAAAAAAGUAAAAAAAAGAACGUGUAAUUUUUGAGAUCAAAAACUAAUAUUUCUCUCUUCUAAUUUUACAUAAUCUAUACUUAAUCAUUUUUGUUAUUUACUGUUUUCCGCAAAACUUAUUGCAAUAUUCUCCUAUAUUAUUGGAAAAAUUAUUAUUAAGAACCUUGAGAUUUCUAAUAACAUGUAUUACAAAUCUAUCGAUUCUUUGAACGCUAUCCUGUCCCCUCGGUACAGAUUUAUAGACAAGACCCACCAGUCCAAUUCCGUGAUGCAAAGUUCAUAGCUAAAAAGUUUUCUGUACCGUAUGGGAAUAACUCUUUAAGAUUUUCAAAUUUGAUCUUUCAAAUCUUUACUAUAAUUACAUUGCAAAGUGAUCCAAGUUGGUCUUUUUAGCCGUUGAUUAUGAAAAACGCGAUAUUCUCUUCUUGGACCAAGUGAUGGAAAUGUUUAUUCUAGUCAAUCUCAUGUGAUUGUCUUGUGUACCUUAUUACUAUAUAUAUUAUAUAUAAAAUGUUAUUCAUAUUAAUAAAAACAAAAUCAUAUUAUAUUAGUACGUAAAAGAUAACUCGCGUUAUCUGCCGAUACGUGCGAUUAGUACCGUAAAGGCGUUUUUAAAUUUUUCUAUCUUGAGAAAUAAAUUUUAAAUUUUUCGAAAUAUCAAUCUUGCAGAAAUUUUCAUACAAGAUACUCUUCUUUAUGGAAUAAUAAUUUUCUGCGAACUGUUUUUCGCAAUCGCGCCAAAUGUAUUUUGAUUACGCGUGUUCGCCAAUCUUGAAUCUCUGAAUCACCAAAAGAGGAUUCUUGUUUAUUUAUUUUUAUUUCGCGGCAAAAUUUCUCUCUUUAUGGCAGAUAAGGUGUUGAUAUCUCUUAACUAUACUUGUUCCCAAAAUCUUGUUGAGGUUUAAGAUUCGAUUCUUCUUAUACUGAUACAAGCAAUAUAUAUACAUAUAUAUUAUUAUUAUUAUUGACUUUGUUAAAAGCAUUACGCGAACGUAUACUUGUUCGCACACAUUGUGAAUUUUUUUAGCGUUGCGAAUGCGAAAUGCGCUUUUUGCGUGUUUACCGAGAUUUAGCGUUAUUAUAUAGUGUGUACAUACAAAUAUGCACUUUUAUUAACGCAUGUACACUCGUGCAUACCUGAAACAA